Durusdinium trenchii is the source of this 696-nucleotide messenger RNA. The record is from the annotation of a GenBank genome assembly. NCBI's taxonomy places the organism in Eukaryota, Dinophyceae, Suessiales, Symbiodiniaceae.
AUGUGGAGGGUAGCUUCAGUGGUCGCUUGCUUCGCCGUUCUGGCCUACUUCCUGCAGCCGAGUGAUAGGAGACGCAAAGACGCUCCAGAUGUCACUCCCACGGAGAGCGGCGAGGCCAACAGCUCCAAGAGUAAGAGUGGCAAGGGGCAGAAAACCAAAGGCCCUCCAUAUCCGCGGCUCCCGGCAGAAGAUCGGAACGCCAGUGCCGUCCCCGUUUGGACGGUCCACCGGUUGGCGGAACACAGCGGCAGCGAUCGGACCAGGCCCUUGCUGCUGGCCAUCCUAGGAGAGGUCUACGACGUGGGCCCAGGGGAGAGGCACUACGGCCCCGAUGCAGGCUACAGUGGUAUGGCCGGAAAGGAUGCCAGCCGUUCCUUUACCACGGGUGACUUCAAAAAGGAUGCGGUGCCAGGUCUCCGGGAUUUGCCACCUGAACAGCUUGCAGACGUGAUCAGCUGUGGGCUGAGGCUGGCGCUUCUUUUACCGGAACCACAGCGAUUAUCGCUUUGUAGGCCUUUGCUCCUUUCUGUUCUCACCUGGGAGAUGGCAUUGGAGCACAGAAAAGGAACUGGUGCACCCAAUCUGGAACCCGUGCUGGCAUCCGGGCUGUUGGUGCUGUGCUUUUCGUCGCUGGUGCAGGUUGAUCAUUUUCAUGCCUUGCAUGAGGAGACCUUUUCACGCCUGGCGCUGCUUUAG